AUGAAGAAAUUUUAUAAAAUAUUUAAUGAAGGAAGUAAGAUAAAUCAGAUAAUAUGUGCUAUUUUAAUAAACUUUCCGGUAUUUGUGUAUGGUGCGAGCAUUGGUUGGAUGUCACCAAUGAUACUUUUAUUACAAUCAGAAAACUCCCCCAAAGGAGUACCUUUAACAGAUACUGAGGUAUCUUGGCUGGCUGCAGUCGCAUACAUAACUUGUAUACCUGGAAAUGCACUUAUGGCAUUUUUAGUUGAUACACUUGGACGUAAAAUAGCGCUGCUUUUUAUUUCAUCUUUUGGGGCUGCCAGCUGGGUUCUUCUAUUAUCGUCACUAGAGGUUUGGGCUUUGAUAUUAGCUCGAGCUCUGGUCGGCCUCACAAUGGCAGGUUGCUACGUAAUUUGCCCUAUUUACACUAAGGAAAUGAGCCAAGAUAGUAUUCGAGGGGCGCUUGGUUGCAUAAUGAUUUUAUUUCAAACAACAGGUAAUUUAUUUCUUUAUAUAAUAGGAGACAUCCUUCAAUACCGUACAGUUCUAUGGAUUUGUUUAUCAUUGCCUACCUUUCAUCUAGUUCUUUUUAUGAUGAUGCCUGAAUCGCCUUCAUUUUUACUUAAAAAAAAUAAUGUAGAGGAAGCUACAAGAGUUUUAGCUUGGUUACGAUGCAGAAAAGAAGAUGAUACUUUAGUUAAAGCUGAACUAGAUCUGAUGAAAAGAGAGCAAAGACACGACGAUAAGACAAAAACAAACAGUUGUUUUAUAAUUAAAUCAAUACUAAAGGAUACUAUUCUUUUCAAAGCAUUUUGUAUUGCAAUGGUAGUGACUUUGGCUCGAGAAGUAUGUGGCGCCAUACCAGUUCUCAAUUUUGCAGGAGAAAUAUUUGCAUUUGCUUCAGACAAAUCUGAUUUUGUAUUGACUCCGAACCAACAGGCCAUGUUGUUAGGGGCGGUGCAAGUCUCAGGUUCGAUGCUCGCAUCAACCGUCGUGGAAAAAACUGGAAGGAAGCCACUACUUGCAAUAACAUCACUUUUAUCAGGAUUGAGUAUGAUAGCUUUAGCGUCAUGGUUUGUGACAAGAGAGUAUGGUGCGAACUCACUUAACUGGAUUCCAAUAAUGACUCUUUGCCUGUGCAUUUUUUGCGAUUCCUCAGGACUGCAGCCUAUAUCUAUUGUUAUUGCUAGCGAAAUAUUUUCUUUCAAGUACCGCGGCACGGUAAUGGCCGUCACUACGUCAGCAGCAUCAUUCGCAGACUUUUUACAAUUGUUAUUUUUUAAACCUUUAGUCAAUGCACUUGGAAUAUACAUAGCCUUUUAUUUUUUUGGUAUUGUAUGCAUAUUAAUGGCAGUAUAUGUUGUUAUUAUCAUACCUGAAACAAAAGGGAAGACGUUAGAUGAUAUAUAUAAACAUCUAGAACAGACAGACAGAGCAAUGUGUGCAGAAUCAGCGUGGCUUAGGUGGCUCGUCGUCUGGUUGAUAUUUCUUCAUUCUCAGCGACAUCGGCAGCAACGGCCGCGAUAUACUCGGCCGAACGAUCAGUCCGGUGGCGGCCAGGCCCUGCAAGGGAAUCUGUUCGAGUCGAGUAGAAAAGCGCCGGAAUGUUUAGCCAGUUGGCGCGACACGAUUAGG
Molecule: messenger RNA, 1614 nt
Organism: Brenthis ino (lesser marbled fritillary)
Lineage: Eukaryota; Metazoa; Arthropoda; Insecta; Lepidoptera; Nymphalidae
Source: the annotation of a GenBank genome assembly